AUCAUAUACGUAAUGCAGAAAUAUUGUGCAAUACUCUAUGUUGCAAGUUUGUUCCAAAACAAAAUCAAAUAUCAGCAAUAAGAUAGGUAGGUGUAGGUACCUUACAUCAAGUUACAAAAUGAAAUAUUAUUUUCUCGUCACUUUUUUCAUCUCUAUUAACGGUAACGAGUACUUCGUUUCUGUGAAAAAAUUACAAGAAAUAGCGAACAAUGUGAAUACAGCAACGAACUCAACGUGGCAGGCCGCAAUUCCCGGCCCUAUUUGGUCGACUGAUGGCAGCGACGUAAAUUUCAAACCUCUCUUAGGUGCUUUUGAUCCUGCGCAAGCUCCUCAAGUGUUAUGGGAUCACGACGAUGAAGCGAAUAAUUGUAAAGAAAACGGAUUACCAAAAUGUUUUGAUGCCCGAGAACAUUGGCCAGAAUGUGCUUCAGUGAUUGGGCAUGUGUAUGAUCAAGGAAACUGUGGAAGUUGUUGGGCAAUAGCCCCAGCAUCAGUUGUCAGCGACAGAGUUUGUAUCGAAUCUAAAGGGAAAAUCACUUCAUUGUAUUCUAUUCAACAACUACUCUCUUGUUGCCACGAAUGCAAAGUUAAGAGUGAUAAACUCAAUGGUUGCGAAGGUGGAUGGCCAUCGCCAGCUUGGGCUUACAUUAAAACAACUGGUCUGAGUACCGGUGGUGAUUACGGAUCAAAACAAGGAUGCCAACCAUAUUUAAUAGAACACUGCGAUCACCAUUUAGAUGUUCCGGUGUAUGCAUCAUGCUCAUCUCAACCAGACGUACGAGCUUCUAAAUGCGAAGACCAUUGUAACAAUACUUCUUACAAAAAAUCGUUCAAAGAAGAUCGAAUUAAAGUGGAGAAGUACUACAAAAUAUCACCAUGCGCAGCUCAAAACGAAAUUCAUAAAUAUGGUUCAAUAGCCGCCCUGUUCACCAUCUAUGAAGAUUUCCCUACUUACAAAUCAGGUAUUUAUCAACACAUCACAGGCAAAAAAAUAGGCCUUCACAUAAUUCGAGUGAUCGGCUGGGGAGAAGAAAAAGGAAUACCUUACUGGCUAGCAGUAAAUUCAUGGAAUAAGCACUGGGGAGAAAAAGGAUACGUUAAAAUUCUACGUGGCUCGAACGACGUCCGGUUCGAAGACAAUUUGAGCGCCGGUAGACCCAAAAUGCACUAGAAAAAAAUAAAAUAGAAAUCUUCGCCCGCAGACCCAAAAAUACACUAAAAAAAAAUAAAUGAAUAAAAAUCAUCCGCAAAGAAAUAUUAAACUCUUACAUUUUAAUAUUUAUUCGAGUUUUUCAUUUACGUACAAAAUACUCGAUACAUACGGAAAAAUAAAACAAAUAUUUUUUUACAUAAAAAAAUAUAUAUACAAAUAAUAAUACUAGCACAGUAAUAAAUAGAACAGGAAAAAUGUAAAAUUAUUUAUCCGAGUUAUACAUUUUAAAAUUUUUGUUUAUUUAUAUUUAAACGUAAAUUAAUUUAAAAAUUAGGAAAUUAUUGAGAUAUUAAGUGUGAUAAAAAGCUCCUACAAACGCAAAUAAUAAAAUAAAUACAAAAAGAAAGAAGAAAAAAAAAGAAAAUAAAACACAGUUGGUAAUACAACAAAAUACACGAACAAUUUUACGCGAAUCUCGCUCCUUGUUAUAACGAUAAUAAAUUAAAUUAGUUAUCACCCAAUGUCGCUAGUUUAAAAAGAAAUAAAUAAACAUAUACGUAAAAAAAAAGU
Molecule: messenger RNA, 1723 nt
Organism: Planococcus citri (citrus mealybug)
Lineage: Eukaryota; Metazoa; Arthropoda; Insecta; Hemiptera; Pseudococcidae
Product: cathepsin B-like cysteine proteinase 1
Exons: 6
Coding region: 38-1171 (377 amino acids)
Cellular component (GO): lysosome
Molecular function (GO): cysteine-type endopeptidase activity
Source: RefSeq, a predicted model, not a curated record